Neltuma alba is the source of this 1050-nucleotide messenger RNA. Its product is annotated as zinc transporter 3-like. Gene Ontology annotation, cellular component: plasma membrane. Bases 1 to 1050 code for a protein of 349 amino acids. The transcript has 3 exons. Lineage: Eukaryota; Viridiplantae; Streptophyta; Magnoliopsida; Fabales; Fabaceae. Gene Ontology annotation, biological process: zinc ion transmembrane transport. Gene Ontology annotation, molecular function: zinc ion transmembrane transporter activity. The record is from RefSeq and is a predicted model, not a curated record.
AUGCCAUCCUCACAAUUUAAUUCAAGCAAAUUAUUCCUGAUAAGCCUAUCAAUCUUCAUCUUUCUUCUUCCAAACUUGGUCUUAUCACAACACGCCUGUGAAAAUAACAGCAAAGAAGAUGAAGAUGAGAACAAAUGUGCAUCUUCUUCUGAGGCAACGAAGUACAAACUGAUCGCAAUAGCUUCAACUUUUGCUUCUAGCACAGUGGGUAUAAGCCUACCAAUACUUGCGAAAAACUGGUCAUACUUAAAACCAGAAAGUGACUUGUUCUUUAUAGUAAAAGCCUUUGCGGCUGGUGUGAUUCUGGCCACUGGGUUUCUUCAUGUUCUUCCUGAUGCAUUUGAAGCCCUAGAGAAUAAUCCUUGCAUCGCAGAGAAGAAGCCAUGGGGUGAUAAGUUUCCUUUUCCUGGGUUUAUUGCCAUGGUUGCUGCGACUGUGACGUUGAUAAUGGAGGCUUUGGUUGUUGGUUAUCAUAAGAGGUGUGAAUUGACGAAGGCUCGGCCUUUGAGUGAUGAAAAUGAUGCUGAAGAACUUGGAUCACACAGAUUUGAAUCGUCGGAUAAUUUGCGGCAUACCUUGGUUUCUCAGAUUUUGGAGCUGGGAAUUGUGGUUCACUCAGCGAUCAUUGGCAUAUCUCUUGGUGCCUCCAAAAGUCCCAACACCAUCAAACCUCUGGUUGCAGCACUUAGCUUCCAUCAAUGUUUUGAAGGCAUGGGACUUGGUGGCUGCAUUGCUCAGGCGAAAUUUAAAUGCCAAACAAUUGUUGUCAUGGUGCUAUUAUUUUGCCUAACAAUCCCAAUGGGAAUAGGCAUUGGAGUGGGAAUAUCAAAUGCGUACAAUGGGAAUAGCCAAACGGCAAUAAUAGUUGAAGGAGUUCUAUUGUCAGCUUCAGCAGGCAUCCUCAUUUUCAUGGCCCUCGUUGAUCUUCUUGCCACUGACUUCAUCUUCAGCUCUAAAAUGCUAACCAGUCUUAGGCUACAACUUGGGGCUACUUCUGCACUGCUCAUGGGUCUCAUUUGUAUGACAAUUUUGGUCCAAUGGGGAGAAUAA